This is a messenger RNA of Clarias gariepinus (North African catfish), 532 nucleotides long. Its product is annotated as beta-microseminoprotein A1-like. The transcript is spliced from 4 exons. Bases 87 to 413 code for a protein of 108 amino acids. The record is from RefSeq and is a predicted model, not a curated record. Lineage: Eukaryota; Metazoa; Chordata; Actinopteri; Siluriformes; Clariidae.
CCCAGCCCUCUUUCUGCUGUAUUUAAGCUCAUGCACCCCUUUUCAGGUUAUAAACUUCCAACAUUAGAGUGCCCCAACUUGAAAAAAUGUCAGUGCUGAAGAUCUCCUUGUUUGUGGGUUUUCUCCUGCUUGGUCUGGUCUCUAUGAGCCAUGCUGAAUGCUGGCAUAAGCAACUAGAUGAAGGUGCGACUCAAUGUGUGGAUUCUGUGGAUAAUACAUUACAUGAUAUCGGAACCAACUGGAAAAACAGCAAGUGUAACGAUUGCUCAUGCUUGGAAGACAACAUGAAAUGUUGUGAUGGGUGGCCAACAAAAGUAUCGGACGACUGCGUCAUUUUUUAUGACUAUAAAACCUGUAAAUUUGAAGUGAUAAAUGAGAAGGAUCCAGAUGCGGAAUGUGCUGUUGCUGGAUGAACUACAGAACUAAAUAAAGCUUUAUCACAGGAGUAAGCCCAGGCCAGAAGUCUAAAAUAAUAUAAUGUUGAUUGUUUUUGAUUAUCUGAAGUUACAAUAAAGCAUUACUGAAGCAUUAA